GGAUGAGGCAGAUGCACUCUAUGCAGACUUGCGCCAGCUGGAAACACUCAUGGCCUUGGAGGACAAAGACAUGCCCUCAGCAGAGCAGCUGCAUGGGGAGAGCUUUAUGCAGCAGUUUCCUCAGGUGAAACAGGACCUUGAGGAACGCAUACGAAAGCUCUACGCACUUGCGGAUGAGGUGGACAAGGUGCACAGGGACUGCACCAUCACCAAAGUGGCGGCCUCUUCAACCGGCGCUGUGUCUGGCCUUCUGACCAUCAUUGGCCUGUCGCUGGCACCUGUGACACUAGGGGUUAGUUUGGUGCUUUCGGCAACUGGGAUAGGACUGGGAGCAGCAGCUGCUGUGACAGGUGUGACUGCCAGCAUUGUGGAAGAAUCAAAGAACAAGUCAGCAAAAGCCGAAGCCAGCCGCCUAUUGUCAACCGGCAGUGACACAGAGAAGGUGGUCAAGGAGGUUCUACGUUGCAGCGUACCCAAAAUUGCUUCCUUAGCAAGGAAGUGCAUCCAAUCCCUGCAAGUCAGUGUGAAGAAUGCCCGUGCCUUCAACCUGGCCAAA
Molecule: messenger RNA, 556 nt
Organism: Myotis davidii
Lineage: Eukaryota; Metazoa; Chordata; Mammalia; Chiroptera; Vespertilionidae
Product: apolipoprotein L3-like
Exons: 1
Biological process (GO): lipoprotein metabolic process; lipid transport
Cellular component (GO): extracellular region; membrane
Molecular function (GO): lipid binding
Source: RefSeq, a predicted model, not a curated record